AAAAGUCUCCAUGGGCGCGAGAGAGGGCCGAUGAUGUCGGCUGCGGUUGACGGAGCUCCUCCCCCACAACGUCGAAAACUCUUAUGACAGCAUUGCGGGAAGGCUUCUAGCGAACGCCGACAUGCUCCAGUCCACCUAACAUGGACGACUUUCCAUGGGAACAGGUGAAAUCAGGAGACCUGGAGAGCCUGCGAGACGCUCUCUUUUCGAGCUCGACUACUCGCAGAACUCGUGCUCUCCAGGAGCUCCGCGAUAGAAUUGGCUCUGAAAUACCACAAGAAAUCCGUCAGUCUCUUAUAGGACUCCUUUUUACAACCUAUCCGCUCUACGUCGAUCGCCCUUCUCGGCAAGCCGUCCAGCAAUGUCUGCGUACGAUCCUCAAGGCGCCCCUUCCGACCGAAGAUUUGAAAUACCUCACCCAGAAUCUGCUCGCAGAGGCUUCUAAACCCGGAUUGGCUCCAUCUUCUGCGUUUGUCCUGCUGGAAUGGUGCUCCCUUCUGCUGCAGAUAUUGAAAAAUGACCCAGACACCCCUCUCUCGAUCGUCCUGGACAUUGUCGCUGUGGAUGCAAAGGCUCUCGAAACCUGUCUUGCCGCUCGUCCCAGACCUACAGUGAAACAGUCUGCCCUUACUGUUACGAGACGGGCUCUGCGCGCCGUUUUCUCGUCAGACAAUUGGGGCGAAGAUGCUGUCCGCCAGUCAGUCGCUCGGUUGACUGGUGACUCGGCGGCGGGGCAGAAGAAUGCGCCCUUCCUCGGUGUCAUUUCUGGUGUAUGUGCCCGCCUACCGAACAGCAAGGCUGUCCUGGAGAAAGAGAAGAAAUUGAUUCUCGCAUACUACGUCAAAGAAUUGAUCGGCUCAAAAGCUGCAGUGCCAAACCACAUCGCAAGUGGCUUGUCUGACUUCUUCGCCUCUUUUAUUACCUAUGAGGACUUCACAUCGGAGCUAGUACCUCCUCUUGAGAAAUCGCUCUUGCGUGCUCCGGAGGUGGUAUUGGGUGGAUUGGUGCCUUCACUAUGCUCUUCUCUACCCGUGGACUUUGACCUGUCCGAGAUUCUGUUCUCUCGGCUCCUGAAGCACCUUCUCUCCAGCAUGAAAUCAAACAAUGCGACUAUUAGGCAAGGUGCUGUGCAUUCUCUUGAGUCCAUUCUCUCAAAGUCUAAAAAUGAGGAUUGGCUUACCCAGAAGAUCACUAGCCCGGAGCAUCGUGCUGUGUAUGCUCAAGCGGUCUGCGCUAUCCUACCUAGUGAGAAUGUCUCCAAAGACAUAGUGCAAGGGUUUGCUCCUGUCUUCUCGCGGGAAUCUAACGAAGUAGCAUUGGAACAAGAAAUCAAGGCCCUCUGCAAGCACCUCACUUUCCUCCUUCAAUCCAAGGUGAAAGUUAGUGACGAUGUCAUCAAUGCCGUCGUCAAAGGAAUUGCAGAUAAGCGUAUCCCGUUUAGGAAGCUUUGGCAACUGAUUGUUGGAGACGUCUUCUGGCGUAUUGAAGCACCAACACUGGCAACCUCCGAGGUUGGACCAUUUGUCACCAAGUUCCUCGACAAGAUGAAGGAUUUGUUCAAGGAGGUAACUUCAAAUCCUCUACCUUCAGCUCAGAAUGGCUCUUUAUCCGCAGCAUUUGUAUACCUUGCCCUCUACGAAAGGGUAUCUACAGCCCAGGGCUUAGAUAAGGCGGACUGGGAAACCACUGUGGCACAGUCGAUGCUCCUCAGCCCAAAACCUUCUUUUCUCCUGAACCCUAAGGCUUAUACCAAAUUGACGUCUCCUGCAGAGAUCCAGUGGAUGGUUCGCGCCCUUGUGGCUGUCUCGUCUGGAUCCAAGUUCGAGAGCACCGAAGAUGCAGCCAAGGUUGCAUGGGCUCAGGCAUUCAUUUACGCUGUCACGGCUCCCGGACUUCGCGCGAAUUUGCGUGAGGAAGCUGCUCACGCGCUUAUGGGAAUUUAUCUGCGAAGGUCGGAACUGAUGGGUCGGGUGGUCACUGAAGCUCUGUGGACGUGGAUUCUCGCCUUGAGAACGGCGGAGAAAGAGUCUGCUGCAUUGUCUGCAGGACCGGCGAGCGAGAAGCUCCUUCACCUCGUCGCGAAGGCCAUCUGUCCUUCUGCCGCCGAUAUACAGUCCGAUAAGAUUCGAUCUGAUCUGAAGCAUCAACUCGUUCAGCUUCUUGUACUUUGCAGGCCAGAACUGAUUCCCAGUAUUUCAUGGAUCGCACUGUGCUUAAGGACUGGCACAGAUCCUGGUGUUCUUGUUCGUGAAUAUCCGGAUGAUUUUAUGAAGCAAUUGACGCAGGUGCAUGAGGACCCCAUCCAAUCGAAAGUCCCUGGGAUUGAUGCAGCUAUCUGGAAUGCUGCAGGGGACCUGGCAUUUGUCGCACGAGACACUAUGGUCCCUCGCCUGAUUCGGCAGAUCAGAGACGAUUUGGAUGCAUCGCGUCUUUCUAGGUUCACACCAACCGAUGCAGCCAUUGCCCGCACCCCAGAGGGGACCAUGUUCGUUGAUGUCCUCAACACCAAGUCGAAGCAGCCAACAUUCGACAAGAACACCAAAGACUACGACACCCUCAAAUGGGAAGAAGAGCUGCGGGCGCAAUUAGCUCAGAAGAAAGGUCAAACGCAGAAGAAGCUUAGCGCGGAUGAACAAGCGAAGGUCAAAGCUCAACUUGCCAAGGAAUCUAAGAUCCGUGAGGAGGUCCUACAGGAAGUGAAGAGAGUCGAAAGAGGCGCCGGCAUUAUUCAGGGGCUUGCGAGCGGGCCCGCCGUUGAUGCUGAUGGAUGGAUCAACCCGGCUGUAAGCUCGUUGCUGUCUCUGGCCCGAGCUGGCGUGGGCUUGUUCGCGGGUGACGUCGUUUCCAAAGCGUACGUAAAAUGCGCUGAGAAAGUCUCCUCGCGCCUAGGUCCUCUUCGCCCCUUCGUUGGUGUUGCGACACUACGAGCAAUUGGCAGGUCCCAUCUGCCGCCUGAGAUGGAAGCCGAGCCACUCGGUGGGCUUGUUACAAGAAUUCUUUAUCGCCUUCGUUUUGCUUCUGAGCAGCGCCCAUUCGACAUGACGUCCUUGGCAUAUAUACUUCCCUUGAUAUUCAUGGUUCUGAGCCGCAAUGGCAUCGAAGAAGUCAAAGGGGAAGAAGAAGGAGAGCAGUUGCUUCUGGCGCUGGAGUUCGUGUCAUUCCACUCCGGCUCAUUCACUGACAACCGUCUUCCACGCGUUGAGGUCCUGAAUCACCUGCUUACUGCCAUGCAGAAGUUUACCCAGCACUACAAGUUGAUCAAGGAUACUCUCUUUGAUUUCUGUAGAUGCAUUUCGUCCAACAUCACCAAUGAGGAGCUUAAUGUUCUCCUACAAGGCACCAUCAUUCCAGAUACAUCCGUCCGAACCUCGGUCCUCCAGGCUAUUGAGUCUGAAAUUGAUCUGACUGAUCUCGACUUUUCCGAGCACAUCUGGUUGGGCUGUCACGAUCAGGUGGAGGAGAACGCGGAAAUUGCUGAAAAUAUCUGGGAAGAAAAUGCCUUGGAGGUCGACGAGACUUCCUACGGGAAAAUCAUUCCAUACCUCUCUUCCAAGGACUCCCAACUCCGAGGCGCUGCUGCCCGCGCGUUGGGCCAUGCAGUGGAGCUCAAUCCGUCGGUUUUCGGGGCCAUUGUCCAGCAAUUGCAGUCGAUGUAUGAGGAGGAAGUGAAGCCCAAACAGCCCGCGAAGGACAAGUACGGAAUGCCGCUCAAGGUGGAUACGACUGACCACUGGGAAUGCCGCAGUGGCAUUGCGCUCGCUUUUGGUGCGAUGACAAAUAGUUUCGAAGGCGAUCAGAUUGUUUCGUUCCUUCGGUUCCUGAUUGAAAGAGGCCCCUUGAUCGACAGAAACUCUGUGGUGAGAUCCCAAAUGGCUGACAGCGGUAGAUCCGUCGUCGCGUCGCGCGGCCAGCAGCGGGUUGAGGAGUUGAUGGAAAUACUGGAAACCACUCUGGAAACUUCAGACAAAGGAAGCGAGACAUCCGAUCUUCUCAAUGAAGCAGUGGUUGUUCUCUACGGUUCUCUGGCUCAGCAUCUCAAGUCGGACGAUCCGCGGUUGCAAACAGUGAUCAAGCGACUUCUGGCGACACUCCCGACUCCGUCGGAAUCUGUACAAUCCGCCGUCUCGGGAUGCCUUCCGCCACUCAUUCGUCUCUGCGGGCCAAAGAGUGGAGAGUAUGUACAAGUGAUGCUGGAUCAACUGUUGCAGACCAAGAAUUAUGCUACCCAGCGUGGCGCAGCUUACGGUCUGGCUGGUAUUGUUCGUGGAAGGGGCAUCUUCACUCUGCGGGAGUACCAGGUCAUGUCUCACCUGAAGGACGCCACUGAGAAUAAGAAAGAGGCACAUCAGCGACUGGGUGCUCUGUUAGCAUUCGAACUCUUCGCCACCAUCCUCGGGCGCACAUUUGAACCAUAUGUCAUUCAGAUCGUGCCGCAGCUCCUUGCCGGCUUUGGUGACCCUAGCAUCGACGUUCGCGAUGCUUGCCUCGACGCAGCAAAGGCUUGCUUCUCCAAUCUCAGCUCCUACGGUGUGAAGAAGAUUCUCCCUACUCUCCUCGAUGGUCUUGACGACACGCAAUGGCGCAGUCAAAAGGGAGCCUGUGAUCUCCUUGGAGCAAUGGCUUAUCUCGACCCCCAGCAACUGGCAGCAAGCUUGCCCGACAUCAUCCCUCCACUUACCGUGGUGCUUAAUGAUACUCACAAGGAGGUGCGCAACGCCGCAAAUCGCAGUCUGCAGCGAUUCGGUGAGGUCAUCAGCAACCCGGAAGUGAAGGGCUUGGUCAAUGUCCUUCUCAAGGCCCUGAGUGAUCCGACCAAAUACACAGAUGAGGCUCUGGAUGCACUUAUCAAGGUCUCUUUCGUUCAUUAUUUGGAUGCUCCCUCUUUGGCGCUUGUUGUCCGUAUCCUUGAGCGCGGUCUUGGCGACAGAUCAAAUACCAAGAGGAAGUCCGCACAGAUCAUUGGCAGCUUGGCUCACCUUACGGAGCGGAAGGAUCUUAUCUCUCACCUGCCCAUUAUCGUUUCUGGAUUGCAGUUGGCCAUUGUCGAUCCAGUGCCUACUACUCGUGCCACCGCCUCCAAAGCUCUUGGCUCACUUAUUGAGAAGCUUGGAGAGGAUGCACUGCCCGAUCUCAUUCCCAACCUCAUGUCUACGCUCAAGUCGGAUACUGGCGCCGGCGAUCGUUUGGGAUCCGCACAGGCUCUUGCGGAGGUUCUGGCGGGUCUGGGAACGACAAGACUGGAGGAGACACUGCCAACAAUCUUGCAGAAUGUCUCAAGCUCCAAGCCAGCUGUUCGGGAAGGCUUUAUGACGCUCUUUAUUUUCCUGCCUGCCUGCUUUGGAAACAGUUUUGCGCCAUAUCUUAGCAAGAUCAUUCCUCCCAUUCUCGCAGGAUUGGCAGAUGACGUCGACUCCAUUCGGGAGACGUCUCUCAAGGCUGGUCGCCUGCUGGUCAAGAACUUCUCUUCCAAGGCUAUCGACUUGCUUCUUCCUGAACUUGAACGCGGUCUUGCGGACGAUAGCUACCGUAUCAGAUUGAGCUCUGUUGAACUGGUGGGUGACCUGCUCUUCAGCCUCACCGGUAUCACAGCCAAGGCAGAUGCGGAAGAGGAAGAGGAAGAGGCUGCUCAAGCCGGACAGUCGUUGCUCGAGGUUCUCGGCGAGGAGAGGAGAAACAAGGUCUUGUCCGCUCUGUUCAUUUGUCGCUGCGAUACUUCUGGUCUUGUCAAGAGCGCAGCGAUGGCUGUUUGGAAGUCGCUUGUCGCUUCACCCAGAACGCUCAAGGAGAUGGUGCCUACUUUGUCGCAGUUUAUCAUUCGGCGUCUUGGUUCAUCAAACAUGGAGCACAAGGUUAUCGCCAGCAAUGCUCUUGGAGACCUUAUCAAGAAGGCUGGCGAGUCUGUGCUCGCUACUUUGCUGCCAUCUCUCGAGGAAGGCCUCCGUACGUCACCCGAUGUGGAUGUCAAGCAAGGUAUCUGCAUUGCCCUGAGAGAGCUCAUUACCUCUGCGUCUCCUGAAGCCCUGGAGGACUACGAAAAGAUCCUCAUCUCGACCGUUCGGGUUGCCCUUGUCGAUAGCGACGAAGAUGUCCGUGAAGCGGCAGCAGAAGCUUUCGAUGCACUGCAGCAGAUUCUGGGCAAGAAGGCUGUUGACCAGGUCUUGCCCCAUCUCCUGAUGCUUUUGAGAAACAACGAGGAUGCUGAGCAAGCGCUGUCAGCACUACUGACGCUCCUUACCGAGCAAACAAGGGCUAACAUCAUUUUACCCAACCUGAUCCCGACGCUGAUCACUUCACCCAUCUCCGCCUUCAAUGCUAGGGCCAUCGCUUCCUUGGCUGAGGUAGCAGGUUCGGCCUUGACGCGCAGAUUGCCCGCGAUUCUCAACUCCUUGAUGGACAACAUCCUUUCCACUACGGACGAGGAGCAUCGGGAAGAACUGAACAGCGCCUUCGAUGCCGUCUUGGUAUCUGUGGACGAGUUCGAUGGUCUGAAUGUCAUGAUGAACGUCAUGAUGACUCUUCUGAAACACGAUGACCACAGACGCCGCGCCAGCGCUGCGCUCCAUCUUAACAAGUUCUUCUCUGAAGCCGAGAUUGACUACUCCAGGUACUACCAGGAUCUGAUUCGUGUCCUGCUCAUUUCCUUCGACGACAGCGAUAAGGAAGUUGUCAAGGCAGCUUGGACAGCACUCAGUGGGCUCACGUCUCACAUGCGCAAAGAGGAAAUGGAGGUCCUCACUAUUCCAACACGCCAGGUCCUACGACAAGUGGGUGUGCCUGGAGCCGAUCUGCCAGGUUUCAGCUUGCCGAAGGGUAUCACUGCCAUUCUGCCAAUCUUCUUGCAGGGUCUUCUCAACGGCAAUGUGGAACAGCGUACGCAAGCAGCUCUGGCCAUUGGCGAUAUCAUCGACCGUACCAAUGCAAACUCCCUAAAGCUUUUCGUUACUCAAAUCACUGGUCCUUUGAUCAGAGUGGUUUCUGAACGUUCAGUGGAUAUCAAAUGUGCCAUCUUCUUCACACUUAACAAGCUUCUUGAGAAGAUCCCGAUGGCAGUCAAGCCAUUCCUGCCACAACUGCAACGUACGUUUGCGCGAGGUCUAGCCGAUUCUACCAGCGAGACACUGCGCAACAGGGCUGCCAAGGGUCUUGGAAUCUUGAUUACCUUGACCCCAAGGGUGGAUCCUCUCAUUGCAGAAUUGAUUACGGGUACAAAGACAGAUGAUAUGGGCGUCAAGAAUGCGAUGAUGAAGGCGUUACAAGAAGUCGUCGGCAAAGCUGGCGCGAAUAUGAGCGAGGCUUCGAAGAAUGCUAUACUUGCACUCAUUGACGAUGAUGCCAGCGAUCAGACUGAUGGUGUUGCUAUUACGAAUGCCAAAUUGCUUGGUGCGCUGGUGAAGGUCCUUCCCGCGUCUACCGCCAGCCCACUGAUCAAGAACCGUGUGCUCACAAGCCAUAUGACACACGCAUCCAUUCUAGGCCUGAACGCCUUGCUGGUUGACUCACCGUCGUCUCUGACUGAGAAUUACGCUGCCGAGACUCAAUCGAUCAUUUGUCAGGGCGUCUCAAACAAGGAUCCUUUCAUUGCCGAGAACAGCGUCCUCGCUGCCGGAAAGUUCCUUUUGAUCGAGGAUGAGAGUCGCAAUUUCGAGACAAACAAGGCCAUCUUUGAAGCACUAGCGCCCUGCAUACAGGCGGGCGUUCCUCCCGAUGUUCGCCGUCUCACUUUGGUGGUCUUGCGAACGGUGAGCCGACUUCACCCCGAACUGACCCGGCCUCAUCUGGCUCUGCUUGCACCACCGAUCUUCAGCUGCGUUCGUGAUGUGAUUAUUCCCGUCAAGCUCGCUGCUGAAGCUGCGUUCCUGUCACUCUUCUCGGUUGAGGAAUCUGAAAGUGCUGUUUUCGACAAGUAUAUGGCUGGACCCGGGGCUGAACUUCCCCCUGGACCUAAGCGGAGCAUGUCAGACUACUUCAAGCGAGUUGCGCUACGUCUCGCCAGCCAGGCUAGAGAACGGAAGGAGGCCGAAGGUGGACAGGGAGGACUGGGUCUAUCCAAUGACGAAGCUGAGGAUGAGAAGGAAUUGUGGAGCGUCGGAAAGGUCGAUCUUGGGGAAGGCGCAUUCGCCGAUGAGUAGUUGAGCGCGGUUUACAUUCAAGCAACGUUGGCAUGAGCGAGAUCUAUACCCUCUGCAUUCGAGUGUAUAGUAUAGAGCAGACUAGAUUACAAAAGUAGCGAAUGAUAUGAACGAUGA
Messenger RNA from Aspergillus novofumigatus IBT 16806, 8246 nucleotides. Its product is annotated as putative translational activator. The transcript has 11 exons. The coding region runs from base 141 to 8129 and encodes 2662 amino acids. The record is from RefSeq and is a predicted model, not a curated record. NCBI's taxonomy places the organism in Eukaryota, Fungi, Ascomycota, Eurotiomycetes, Eurotiales, Aspergillaceae. Gene Ontology annotation, molecular function: protein kinase regulator activity. Gene Ontology annotation, cellular component: cytosol. Gene Ontology annotation, biological process: cellular response to amino acid starvation; regulation of translation.